AUGUCUCGCAGAACAAAUGACGAAGAUAUUUUACGUUAUUUAGAAAACAGUGACGAAGAAUUAGAUUAUUGCAGUGAUUCGUCAUUAGAUCCAUUCCACGCUAGUGAUGAAGAUGAUCCUGAUUAUGAAGUGCCUCAAGAUAAUCGACAUGAUUCAGGAAGUUCUGAUAAUGAAACAUUGGAAAAUAUAAAUAGAUUCAUUCAAUAUAGUCAGCCUCAACAUAUGCACGUUCUCGAGGAAUUAUUUUUACCGCAAAAUGAUUCAGACCAGAGAGAUUUUGACGACCUUCCUAUGAAUAUUGCAGUCACCAAAUCCCAUCGAAAAUCAGGGGCCGUCGGUGUCUGCAGUUUCAAUGGCUAUACUUGGAAGUAUUGCGGCGCCGACGAAACAAUAGAGAAUUUGGAUAAGCCUGGCAGUAUCGUUGUGAAAUUAUGUCGUAAUUUACUUGGUGCUAGUCGUUUGAUUGUCGCAGACAAUUUUUAUACUAGUUUUCCUCUAGCGACAUAUCUUUUAGCUAAUCAAACUGAUCUUUGUGGCACUCUAAGAAAAAAUAGAAAACAUCUACCGGAAUAUGUGAAAGCAAAAAAGCUUACAACGGGGUGA
Molecule: messenger RNA, 603 nt
Organism: Parnassius apollo (apollo)
Lineage: Eukaryota; Metazoa; Arthropoda; Insecta; Lepidoptera; Papilionidae
Source: the annotation of a GenBank genome assembly